Molecule: messenger RNA, 2928 nt
Organism: Pecten maximus
Lineage: Eukaryota; Metazoa; Mollusca; Bivalvia; Pectinida; Pectinidae
Product: serine-rich adhesin for platelets-like
Exons: 4
Coding region: 1-2928 (975 amino acids)
Source: RefSeq, a predicted model, not a curated record
AUGGAUUCCUGGCUCGCUGUAUUUGUCCUUAUGCAGCUGUUACCUGCUGGGAUUAAUGCCCAGUCAAGCGGCACGAACUUCACAGCUCGAGUUGGUAAGCCCACGUCUCUAGCUCGAGUUGGUAAGCCCACGUCUCUAGCUCUAGCUCGAGUUGGUAAGCCCACGUCUCUAGCUCGAGUUGGUAAGCCCACGUCUCUAGCUCGAGUUGGUAAGCCCACGCCUCUAGCUCGAGUUGGUAAGCCCACGCCUCUAGCUCGAGUUGGUAAGCCCACGCCUCUAGCUCGAGUUGGUAAGCCCACGUCUCUAGCUCGAGUUGGUAAGCCCACGUCUCUAGCUCGAGUUGGUAAGCCCACGUCUCUAGCUCGAGUUGGUAAGCCCACGUCUCUAGCUCGAGUUGGUAAGCCCACGUCUCUAGCUCGAGUUGGUAAGCCCACGUCUCUAGCUCGAGUUGGUAAGCCCACGUCUCUAGCUCGAGUUGCCUCCGCAACAUCCGACCACUCAACACUAACAUUUGGUGAACAGACUUUAACCCCGUCUCCUCUCCUUACGAGUGGUAUGGCUAUAGCGAGUGUGCCAGCUUCCUCCCCCGUAGUUAGUGUAGACAGUGGAGUGAAUAGUCAAACUAUAACCGGAACUCUAUCAUCCACUGUAAACAUUGUUAAUCAAGAAGUUUCGUCAACUGUAUCCAACGAAGGAAGUCAGAAUUCUACCAGUGGCCAAAAGCUUUCUUCGACCGUAAACAGUGUAGGAGCAAGCAGUACUCAAGCUAAUAAUCAAUUUGUGUCAUCCACAUCAAGUCAUCACACCGGAAGUAGUAAUACGGGCGAUACAAAUAUCAUAUCUGCAGCUCUGGGAGAUUCCAUGGCCAUGAUGUCAGCGAGUUCAGGAAGUGACGUCAUCGUAUCGGCAGCAUCCUCUGUGUUUGUGGCUACCGCUCCAACGACGACCAUCUUUGUUUCAUCCAGUGUUUAUGAAACACCAAACCCUGUGGCGCCGUCACCGUCCAGUGUCAAUGACGGACCUAGUUUUACCGAGUCUACCGCUUUCACCAGUCCGUCACUUUCUAGCAGCCAGAUGGCUGAAUCAUCUAUGAUAACGUUUAAGUCAAGCUUUAGUGAAGUUAAAUCCAAUGCUAUUCUCACCAGUAGUACACAAGUUAUGAUGAAUUCAGUCACACCAACGGUUAGUACAGUUUAUCCAGUAUCAUCGGCAUCUCAUACUCCGGCUUUAAGCUCUUCCAUCCAAGAAUCACAUCUACCGACAAAAGUGUCGUCAGAGCACUUCACCAGCUCCUUCAUUCAAAGCUCUGCUACUGUUCCAUUGCAUACGAGUAAAGCCGAUACUGUCCUGACGUCAGUUCCGAUCAUGUCGGAUGUUACUUCUAGUUUAUUUGUAGCAAACAGUUUGACUUAUAUGCCAUCACCCUCAUUUAUCGUACAGAGUUCAUCCCCAAUCGUCAGUCAAGCGGUAGCUUCAUCUGAUGCUUUAAAAUCAUAUUCCUCAAUGUUAGAUAUGACGUCAAAUUCUGUUGUUGCUUCUCAGACUCCGUCGAUGACGAUAAGUCCAACAAAAGCAUCUUCUAUUGUUCAGUCUAACUUCCCAACCACAAUACCAAUUGUCAUAGAUAUAAGUUCACAAAUGUCUGCUCUAUCAAGUAACUUGUUCUCGCUGAAUAUGUCAAGUUACGUUGGCUCAAGUCAGUCAAUUACAUCUCCCGUUUUGCCCCCAUCAGUUCUAACAUCAGAGUCGACAAUGGUUAGUCUACCUGUUACAUCGACUGUAGCAUUAGAUAUGGCGUCCACCACGACCGCAACAUCGGUAACAGUACCAUUGUCGGCUCUCCCAUCAACGCCGGAUAUGUCUGUUGACUUAUCCAGUUUCAUGUCCAGUUUGAAUGUUAGUGCACAAUUGCCACCAGGUACCGCCGUAUCAGCUUCAUACAGUCUGCCGUCGCCAUUUUCUCCAUCUGUUAUAAGAACUUCUUCAUAUUUGAACUCGUCGGUGUUUGUACCUCCCACCAACGUCACUGCUUCACAAUCGGCGUCUUUGCUUAGUACAGUUACACCUCUCAUGACGUCAGUGAUGACGGGUCUUAUCUCAGCGUCAGGUAGUGUAGGAAGUAGCGGUUCCAUGAUGACGUCAACGGGACCUUUGAAUGCUACUGGAGAAUCUUCCUACAUGUCUUCAAUGUUGUCGUCAUCAUACGUGUCAUCUGUUAACCUAGACAUGAGUACAAUGUCGCCAACUCUAACUAGUCAGGUGUUUACUCCGAGUUUGUAUCCAACAUCAACACCUGUAAUGUCGCAACCAUCUCCGAGCAUCUCUCUGCCUAUUAUGCCGACAGAAAGCAGUAUGAACAUGAGCUCCGUAUAUCCUUCUAUUCGGUCGUCUUCAAAUGUCAGCUUCCAUUCUUCAAGACCAAUAUCCCCUAGUUCUGCAGGCAUGCCACUGACGUUCCUACCUAGCUCUGUAAUAUCUACCGGAAGUGUGUCAUCAAUGGUCUCUAGUGCCUUUAUGAGGACUGUUUCCCCUGCAUCUGACUAUAACAUUGCAUCAACAUUGACUAUUUCACCUUAUAGCUUUUCUAGUGUGUCACCAAGUACUAACAUAACGCCUAUGCCUCUGCCUUCUACUAAUGAAACUGGGUCGACGUCGACCACUGCAAGCAGUGUGAUUACCCCGAGCUUUGCAUAUAGUACUGACAUAACCCCUUCCACAACAUCAACACCCUUGCUAGUGUCACCAACACCUCACAGUGCAAUGAUUAAUCUCACACAAAGCGUGUCUAUAUUAACCGGAACUGUAAUAACAUCUGCACCCGGUACCGACGUCAUCAGUGAUACACCCGACGCUAUCAUCGACACAUCCGACGCUAUCAACGAUAUACUUAACGCCUUCAGCGACACAUUCCGACGCCUUCGGCGAUAA